AUGUUAUCAAAUCCAACAACAUCAAAUUUAGCUGAAGCAUUAUUAAAUGUAAGAAAAAUCGAAAAAAAUUUUAUCAAUCGAGAAUUUAAAUAUAUUGAUCGAGAUCGAAAUAAAAUUCGUGCACAUGUUGAUCGACAUAAAGAAACAUUUUUACAACUAACACGUAAACGACAUGAAACAUGGUAUCGACAUGAUAAACAUUUUCGUGAAGGUCUACGAAAGGAGAAAGAAUAUCAUGAAAAACGUAAAGCACAUGAAAGACAAAGAUUAUCAUUUGCAUUAGAUCCAAAUUAUAUGUCACAAGAUCAUACACCAUUUCAACCAAGAAAUAUUACUGAUGAUUCAAUUUUACCACCGAUUGUAACAACAAUAAAAAGUAAAACAUCAACAACAACAACUGAACCAAUGACAAAAAUUGAACGAUAUACUUAUCAAGUUUUACGAGCUUCACAAAAAUUACUUGAUGAAUCGGCUGCACGACCAAGAUAUAAAUUUGUAUUUGAACAACCUUCAUCAUCAUCAUUUAAAGAUAAAAAUCCUCAAUCAGCAGCAUUACCAGUAAUAUCAAUUUCCAAUUCAGUUCAAAAUCGAACAAGUUAUGUACCAAUGAGAUCAUCUUCUGAUUGUGAAGAAUAUGAUCAAUUAAUAAAUGAAUCAUUACAACGUGAAACAUUUAGUGAGUUUGUUGAUCAUUUUGUUAAAUUUCGUCCUGAAUUUCGUGAACAAUUUGCUUCUGUUCAUGAAGAAAAUAAACGACAAAAAAUAGUCGAACAAUUAAGAAGACUUAAUCGAAUAUGUGGAAAAACAAAAGAUGAACGUUACCAUAAUUUACUUGAUAGUCUUACUGAUGUUCAUUCUGAAUAG
Messenger RNA from Adineta steineri, 864 nucleotides. The record is from the annotation of a GenBank genome assembly. Lineage: Eukaryota; Metazoa; Rotifera; Eurotatoria; Adinetida; Adinetidae.